UUUUUUUUUUUUUGCAAAUGUCGGCAUCAUCAUACGCAUACUUGUUCAAGUAUAUUAUCAUUGGCGACACAGGAGUUGGAAAGUCAUGCCUGCUGCUGCAGUUCACAGACCACCGGUUCCAGCCCGCGCACGACCUGACUAUCGGCGUGGAGUUUGGGGCGCGCCUGGUGACGGUAGACAACAAGCAAAUCAAGCUCCAGAUCUGGGACACGGCCGGCCAGGAGUCGUUCCGCAGCAUCACACGCAGCUACUACCGGGGCGCCGCCGGAGCGCUGCUAGUGUACGACAUCACGCGCCGCGACACAUUCGACCAUCUGGCGACGUGGCUCGAGGACGCCCGCCGGCACUCAAACGCCAACACGACAAUCAUGCUGAUCGGCAACAAGUGCGAUUUGGAGGCGAAGCGCGCGGUUGCGCGCGAGGAGGGCGAGGCGUUUGCGCGCGAGAACGGGCUGUAUUUCAUCGAGACCUCCGCCAAGACCGCCAUUAACGUCGAGGAGGCCUUUGCCCAGACCGCCGAGGACAUCUACGAGAAGAUCCAGCAGGGCGUGUUUGAUGUGACCAGCGAGUCGAGCGGCAUCAAGCUGGGCCCGUCCCAGCCCGGCAUCUCGUCCAUGCCCAACAUGUCGCAGGCUAACGGCCGGGCAUGCUGCUGA
Messenger RNA from Linderina pennispora, 656 nucleotides. Its product is annotated as ras-related protein rab-2-A. Gene Ontology annotation, cellular component: Golgi apparatus. Bases 18 to 656 code for a protein of 212 amino acids. Gene Ontology annotation, molecular function: GTP binding; GTPase activity. Lineage: Eukaryota; Fungi; Kickxellomycota; Kickxellomycetes; Kickxellales; Kickxellaceae. The transcript has 3 exons. The record is from RefSeq and is a predicted model, not a curated record.